AUGAAUCUGACCCUCUACGCGGUCCAAGGCAUCGUCAUCCUCGAUAACACAGGACAACGUAUCUUUGCUCGCUACUUUUCCCCGCCGCACAGCAACAAUGCGACCAGUACCGUAACCGGCACCACGACAGCACACAGCUCGACCGCGCUGGCGCACAACGUCACAACGCAAAAGACCUUUGAGAAGGCUCUCUUCAAAAAGACGCAGAAGCAAAAUGCAGAUGUUGUCUUGUUUGACGGACGGGUGGUAUGCUACAAGUCAUCUGCAGACUUGGUCAUGUAUGUGAUUGGCAACGGCGACGAGAAUGAGCUCAUGAUUUAUGCUGUGGUACUUGCCCUGCGAGAGUCACUUGAGCUGCUUUUACGCGUUAGCAUUGACAAGCGUGUCCUCCAAGAACAGUACGACUUGCUGGCGAUCACAGUAGAUGAGAUUUGCGACGACGGCGUCAUCUUGGAGACGGACCCAGUGACAAUCUCCACACGCGUCACACGCGCGCCGACGGGCAUGGAAGGCGGAGUGCCUCUCGACUUUUCAGAGAAGGGCCUCUUGAAUGCGUACCAAAUGGCAAAGAAGGAGCUGGCAGACCGGAUUUUACGAGGCUAG
Molecule: messenger RNA, 603 nt
Organism: Protomyces lactucae-debilis
Lineage: Eukaryota; Fungi; Ascomycota; Taphrinomycetes; Taphrinales; Protomycetaceae
Product: Longin-like domain-containing protein
Exons: 1
Coding region: 1-603 (200 amino acids)
Biological process (GO): retrograde vesicle-mediated transport, Golgi to endoplasmic reticulum; intra-Golgi vesicle-mediated transport; intracellular protein transport
Cellular component (GO): COPI vesicle coat
Source: RefSeq, a predicted model, not a curated record